This is a messenger RNA of Penicillium verrucosum, 684 nucleotides long. Its product is annotated as gluconokinase. The coding region runs from base 1 to 684 and encodes 227 amino acids. The record is from RefSeq and is a predicted model, not a curated record. Gene Ontology annotation, cellular component: cytoplasm. Gene Ontology annotation, molecular function: gluconokinase activity. The transcript is spliced from 2 exons. NCBI's taxonomy places the organism in Eukaryota, Fungi, Ascomycota, Eurotiomycetes, Eurotiales, Aspergillaceae.
AUGCUUUCCGCAGGGGAACGACCCCAGCCUCCUCACGCUUCCAUAGUAGAUUCUACCGUGAGCAAGGCGCGCAUCAUGCCGGAUCUCAUCAAUGGAACCAACGGAGUAACAACCUCCAAACCAACACAAAUGCAACAUAUCUGGGUUGUGACCGGUCCAGCAGGGUGCGGAAAGAGUACCGUCGGUAACGUCCUACGCACCGAGCUAGCCAUACCAUUCCUAGAAGGCGACGACUACCACCCGACAGCAAACAAAGACAAAAUGGGUCAAGGCAUCCCACUCACAGACGAGGACCGCUGGGACUGGCUGAUCUCCCUUCGCCAAGCCGCAAUCGACGCGCUCUCCUCAGAAGACGACAACUUUCACCCACCCGCCGGCGUCGUAGUAGCCUGCUCCGCGCUAAAGCAGAAGUACCGGGAUGUGAUGCGCGUCGCUGCGUACGGCUCGUCCUCCGUGCAGAUCCACUUCGUCUACCUCAAGCUCAGUGAGACGGUGUUGAUGCAGCGUGUCACACAGCGUGAAUCGCAUUAUAUGAAGAGUGACAUGGUGCACUCGCAGCUUGCGGCGCUGGAGGAGCCCAAGGGUGAGUGGGAUGCUAUUACAAUCAAUGUUGAGGGGACGAUGGAGGAGGUGCAGCGCAAUGUUAUUGAUGCUGUUGUUGAGAAGCUUGCUGAGUAUAAAUGA